AUGGCUAUUCUGAAAUCUGUUCCUGGCAUUGAAGUCAGUAUCUGUGUUGACAAUGAACCGCUAAUCGAACACACCGAUCGAAACGCGAAGGCCGAGCAGAGUACCGUCUUGAAAUAUGUCGAGGUGGUGCCAGACAAGGAAUUCACAAUCAGAAUCACUACUGAUAAAAGCUUUAAAUGGACUAGUCCGUACAUUGUUCUAGACAUAAUGGUUGAUGGUAUGGAAAUCAGAACCCUUCCGAUUGGCCGCCAGGAGUUCGACGAGGAAUUAAGAGACGAGAUCGAAGAUGAUUUAUCGCGCUUCAAGAAGACGGGCGAAGUAAAAGUCGGCCUUUAUCGGGCAAAGUCUGUCAGAAAGCUGUCGGCAACCCAAGCGCGCAAGCAUUGCCCGAAUUUUUGGAAGCAACCUGAGUUGAACGAUCACUUGAUCAAAGACGUUCAUUGGGACGCGAUCAGUGGACGUUUGGAAAGCCAGUCCCAUAUUGCAACCUUGGGACCUGCUAAGCCCGCCGUUGAAGAUCCAUGCAUCAGGGCUGUGUACGACGUGAAAUAUAUGGAUUUCGAUCGAUCUAGGUCCGUUAAACCCCAGGGAGUCUUCAAGUUGAGAUAUCGAUCUAAAGAAUCUCUUAAAGCCCUUCUUGUUAUCCGCUGGGAUGAUGCAGCAAUCAAGAGGGAGCCUAUGAUCAAGAUCGAAAGCGACGACGAAGACAUGGUCGAAGAUGUGGCUGAAUCGGUCAUCAAGCGAGAACGCGAUGAAGAUUUGAUCGAGUCAUCUAUGCCUGCUAACAAAAGAGCUCGAUCGAGAAGAAGUAAAAAGUAG
Botrytis fragariae is the source of this 819-nucleotide messenger RNA. RefSeq lists its product as uncharacterized. The transcript is spliced from 4 exons. Bases 1 to 819 code for a protein of 272 amino acids. The record is from RefSeq and is a predicted model, not a curated record. Lineage: Eukaryota; Fungi; Ascomycota; Leotiomycetes; Helotiales; Sclerotiniaceae.